Molecule: messenger RNA, 1440 nt
Organism: Morchella importuna
Lineage: Eukaryota; Fungi; Ascomycota; Pezizomycetes; Pezizales; Morchellaceae
Exons: 3
Coding region: 1-1440 (479 amino acids)
Source: RefSeq, a predicted model, not a curated record
AUGUCGAAGAUGUUGUUGAGCCAGUUGACUGUCCUGUCUCUGCUUGCCCUGGAGGCAAGUGCUUUUUGGCGCCUGCCGUGUAGGCAGAGCCUGACGGUGGAGAGAAUCGACCCACUUACGCACUUUGGAGCGGUCUCGGAGCAUGUCCACACUAUCCAUGGUGGUAAUAAGUUUUCACAGAGUGCAACUGAGGCCCUGCUGUUGGAGAGUACUUGCACAAGUUGCCAGGUCAAACAAGAUCUGUCUGCCUACUGGACACCACAGCUCUACUUUCAGGAUGAGGCUGGCAUGUUUAACAAGGUCAACCAGACUGGUGGCAUGCUUGUAAUGAUUGCGGGUGACCCCAAGCUUCGAAGCUUUCCCUACCCAACCGUCGAGAAGUCCCUCUGGACCGCAUCCGACCGCACCGAAGCCGCCCUCCGCCAGAAAGCCGUUGGUUUCAACUGCCUCAACUACGCCGAGCCCGCCAAAGCCGCUCUCGGCCUCCGCAAGAUGCCCGAUAACAUGGCAGCCGACUGCACCGACGGCCUCCGCGCCGAAGUGUUCUUCCCAUCGUGCUGGAAUGGCGAAGAUCACGAUUCUGACAACCACCGUGACCACAUGCGCUACCCCUCGCUCAUGGACGACGGUACCUGCCCUGAAGGCUUCGAGACAAGGCUCGUCAGUCUGUUUUUUGAGACUAUCUGGAACGUUGCGGCGUUCAAUGGCCAGGCUGGCACGUUUGUGUUUUCGUCGGGUGACCCGUUGGGAUACGGGUACCACGGCGACUUUAUGAAUGCCUGGGACGUGGACAUCCUCCAGAAGGCCAUCGACAAGUGCACCUCCCUCUCUGGUGUCAUUGAAGAGUGCUAUGUCUUUGAUCUUUACACCGAGGACGAGAUGCACCAGUGCACUAUCAAGCCCUCGAUUAAUGAGGAUGUCGAAGGCCCGCUUGCGGCGAUCCCGGGAUGCAAUGCAGUUACUUAUGGCCCUGAAGACGCACCUGAUGGUGGCUGCCCAACUGAUGAGGAGAACGACUUGACCGACGACCCGACUAGCCCGCCCCCGACUGGCACUGCAACUGCAACUGCAACUUCUACCAAGUCCACAUCCAGCUCCACCGAAAGCUCGUACUCGUCGCCAACUUCGUCUGCGGUCUAUGGUGGUGCUCCAGAUUUUGAUGCUGGUGAGGAUGAUGGUGAGGGAUACUACGGCUCGCACAGCUAUGGGUACGGAUAUGAACCGAGCAAGUCUGUCGAUGCGGUUGACUCGAGUGUCACGGCUGAGUCUACGCCUGCGAAGGGUGAUAACUACGUCGACCCGAAUGUGGAGGUUGUGGUAGUCACGGUCACUACGUAUACCACUGCGUCGCCGACUACGGUUACGGUCCAUGUGCAGCCCACCAAGGCCGCAUACCGCAAGAGGCACUUUCACGGCCGUCACGCUGGGCAUGGGUUGUAA